AGCAAGAGAAAUUACGUUUCCUUGUUCUUCUCAGAACAUUCUUCAAACUGUUAUAAUUAUUCUUAGAAUAAGCCUAAGAUUAUUUUAAUCAAUAAUUAUAUAAUAUUCUUCCAUGAAUUCAGGUAACCAACGAAAACACAGAAAUAUUUUGUAAGCCUACAUAAAUACUGUCUAAUUUGAAGAAGAAACUCAGCAGAUGUCAGGAAAUAUCAAUUCAAGCUAACAAUUCUUUGAUUAUUCCAAAAAGUAUAGUUCAUCUUUAUUUAGAAUUAAAACGAUCGACAAAUUUUUGAGGGAUCUUCAGAACCUAAAGCAGAUGCCUUUCUAUAGAAUUGAAUGA
Molecule: messenger RNA, 340 nt
Organism: Paramecium octaurelia
Lineage: Eukaryota; Ciliophora; Oligohymenophorea; Peniculida; Parameciidae
Source: the annotation of a GenBank genome assembly